Molecule: messenger RNA, 789 nt
Organism: Mya arenaria
Lineage: Eukaryota; Metazoa; Mollusca; Bivalvia; Myida; Myidae
Product: serine/threonine-protein kinase pim-2-like
Exons: 1
Coding region: 1-789 (262 amino acids)
Biological process (GO): protein autophosphorylation
Cellular component (GO): cytoplasm
Molecular function (GO): ATP binding; protein serine/threonine kinase activity
Source: RefSeq, a predicted model, not a curated record
AUGUCGUCUCUGUUUACUCGUAUAAGUAAAGGUCAUUUUCUGGGAAAGGGUGGAAAUGGAAAGGUGUUUGAGGCACAUAGCAAGAACGGUGACAAGCAGCUUGUCGUAAAACAAGGUCGGUGGUGGAGUCAACAUUGCGAAACCCCGCCAGAGAUAGCUAACACUUGCCUUAUGCAACAGAUGGGCGUACGAGGUAUCAACCACAUGGUCGAUUGUGAGAUUUACCAUGACAAGACCAAAAAUGGAGCGAGCAAUUACAGCGUGGUAUUUGAAAGAAUGCCAAUGGACCUAUUUACCUAUGUGGAAAAGUUUGAUAUCCCUGAGCCUGUGGUGAAAGACAUUAUGUGGCAAAUCAUUUUGAUUCUUUGUGAAAUGGAUAGCAAGUGCCAAUUGAUGCACAUGGACAUGAAACCAGAGAAUGUGUUGAUCGAUCCAGACACCAUAGAAGUUCGCCUAUGUGAUUUAGAGUUUUGCGUACCAACUGAUGACGAGUGCAUAUCUUUGAAAUCAUAUGAAGUUUCCACACCUGCCUAUCGUGCUCCUGAGAGACAGUUCAAGGUAUGCUUCCCUCGUAAGUCUACAGUCUGGUCACUGGGUAUAAUGGCCUAUGAGAUGUUACACGAUGAUGUUCCGUGGGAAUCGUACGUCAUUGAAAAAGGAGCUGCGCUUAAGUUUGGGACCAAUGUUUCGGAACAGUAUAUCAACUUUGUUUUGGCAUGCCUAGAGCCCAUCCCCAGUGAAAGACCUGAAGUCUCAGCUCUACUACAACAUCAAUGGUUGUGUGACUGA